UGGCAUUUAAUUGUUGUUGAUUUUUGCUUGCAAAAACAAAAAAAUAAUAUUUUUGUUACUUUGUUUAUGUUUUUAUGUGUUAAUUUUAAUGUUUAGCUAAAAUCAUGAAUAAUUUCAAUUUUGAUUUGGACAAUAAUGUAGACGAAGAUUUCUUUGGCUCCUUAAAGGGCAACAAAUCUUCUAAACUGCAGCAGCUCUUUGGUGAAGAGACCUUAUCAUCUGAUGAUAAACAACAAUCGUUAAAAUAUCAACGACCCAAAGCAAAUGAUUUAAAAAGUAAAGAAUUUAAAGCAGAAAAUGCCACUACAACAAAUGCCAACAGUAUAACUUUACUGGCCAAAGUAGUGACUGCCUAUAAACAGGGCGAACUGCAGGGUAAAGUGGGCUUGGCUUUAAUACAAAAUCCUGAUAAUAGCUGUAAUAUAAUAAUGUAUAAGACCAAAGUGAAUAUAUUAGCAACAUUGCAAUUAUCAACCCAACAGGAUUUACUAUAUAAACAAAACAAAUAUUGGCAAUUUUAUGCAGAGGAUAGCGUUUAUUGGAGUUUUAGCUUUGAUACUUUAAAAGACGAAGAUGAGUUUGUAUAUAAUAUACAAACUAAAGGAAUAAACUUUAAAGAAACCCAAGAAGAUAAUAAACAAUUGCAAGAAGAAACAAAUACUACUGAAGCUCAAAGUAUAAAUGUUGAACAUGAUUUCAAUAGCUUCAUACCGGCAGACGCUACUAAAGAAUCAAAAAAUUCUUUAAUAAAACGUAUGGCUAAAAUGGGUAGACCUUUGCCGACUUUAUCAUCAACAAAUCAACAUACUACCACCGAGUACAGUGAUUCUUCAGAUACCGAAGUUAUUAAAACACCUUUGACCUCCACGCAAAAACCUGGCAUACCCGCUAGAAGUAGUAAAUUAACCAGCAUUAAAUCACAACAGCAAAUGGUAACCGCAAUAGCGGCUUACAAUGCAGCUCAAGCAACGACUAGUGCUGUAUAUCCUGUAAAUCCUUUAGAAUCCCAGUAUAUGCAAAUGCUUUUAACAGAACAAAGAACUCAAGGUUCAGAGUUACGCAUGAAUAUGAAUAAAUUGGAAAAUAAAAUUGAAAAAGUUUUAGAUAAACUAGAGCUUUGUGAUAGAAUGGACAGCAAGCAGAAACCAGAAAGAGAUGAUGAAAUUUUGGAAUUAGAAGAAAAACUGUUAAUGCUCAAGAAAGAAAAUAGAAAACUAAAACAAAAUUUACAAGAACAAUCAUUAAAAGAUAAGGAAGAAGAGAAAAUACAAGAUAUUAUAGAGGAGUUUAAAGAAGAUUUUAAUUAUCUUAAAAUAGAAUACAAGCAAGAUUUAAAAACUAUAAUAAAAGAAUUAACUAAAAAAUUAAAAGAAGAAUUUAAACUUAAAGAGGAAACAAGAGAACAAUUGGUUAAUAACGACAUACAAAUUAAGGAAUUGCAAAAGGAUUUAAUGACUAAAAGCAGUCAUAAUAAGGAUUUAGAAAACGAAGUUAGAUUACUAAAAGAACAAGCAAAGGAUUUGGAACUAAAAUUAAAUAAAAAAGAAUCUGAAGUAUUAAAACAAAAUGAGGAAUUAUUAAAACUACAAAAACAAUUAGAGGACAAAAAACUAGAUUUAGCGAAAACCCCAGAUAAUGCUUUAGUAAAAUCUAUAAUGAAUAAUUUAUAUGUGGAUAUAGCAGAAAAAUUAGAUAGAUCCAAUUUACCACAAAGUGAACAAAUUUUAUCAUUGAUAGCUGCUUCCAUAAGACAACAAACUUUGAAAUCUUUACAACAAAUAAAGCUACAAGAAUAAAAAGACAAUCUCAUGGAAGAGAUUUAAAACUAAAGUAUUCAUUUAUAAUGCGCCUGUAAAGUAAUGUAUAUCUAAAUAAAAAUAUUGUUCUAAAAAAUAAAUAAUUUUUUUUAUUAAUCACCAA
This is a messenger RNA of Lucilia cuprina (Australian sheep blowfly), 1920 nucleotides long. Its product is annotated as epidermal growth factor receptor substrate 15 homolog. The record is from RefSeq and is a predicted model, not a curated record. The coding region runs from base 105 to 1796 and encodes 563 amino acids. Lineage: Eukaryota; Metazoa; Arthropoda; Insecta; Diptera; Calliphoridae. The transcript has 2 exons.